Molecule: messenger RNA, 2881 nt
Organism: Cryptotermes secundus
Lineage: Eukaryota; Metazoa; Arthropoda; Insecta; Blattodea; Kalotermitidae
Gene: Ttd14
Product: TRPL translocation defect protein 14
Exons: 12
Coding region: 173-1450 (425 amino acids)
Biological process (GO): photoreceptor cell maintenance
Molecular function (GO): phosphatidic acid binding; phosphatidylinositol binding; GTP binding
Source: RefSeq, a predicted model, not a curated record
UUCUGCCUUCUUUAGGUGCAGGAGUCCGGUGCCGUCCGGUUCGCCUAAUGGUGGUGUGUGGUAUUUGCGUUAUGUAAUGAGUGGCUGUCUGUAAAUAUGAUUUGACAGUGCACUGUACCGUCAGACUACUGUAAGCAUUUAGCCGUUUAUCCUGUUGAGUUCAGUAAACGUCAUGGAAAAGAAGCAAAAGAGAGUUUAUAAAGUCGUACUCACAGGAGGUCCUUGUGGCGGUAAGACUACUGGACAGUCACGUUUAUGCACGUUCUUCGAAAAUCUUGGAUGGAAGGUUUUUCGGGUCCCAGAAACGGCAACUGUGUUGUUAAGUGGUGGCAUCAAAUUCUCAGACCUUUCAGCAGAAGAGGCCUACAAGUUUCAAGAAAAUCUGCUGAAAACGAUGCUGCAGAUUGAAAACACGUUUUUUGCUCUUGGAGAAUCAUGCACGCGAGACUGUCUUAUCAUCUGUGAUAGAGGAACGAUGGAUGCAUCUGCAUUUAUUUCCUGUGAAAAAUGGGAACGGAUGAUGGGUGCUAAUGGCUGGAAUUCAGUGGAACUGAGGGACAAUCGCUACAACCAAAUCAUUCACAUGGUGUCUGCUGCAAAUGGAGCUGAAGAUUUCUAUACUACAGAGGACCAUGCUUGCCGCAGUGAAGGAAUGGAACUAGCACGAGAACUGGACUACAAUGCUGCAGCUGCAUGGGUGGGGCAUCCAUACUUUGAUUUGGUUGACAAUUCAACAGAUUUUGAAACAAAAAUCUGCAGGAUGAUUUCUAGUGUGUGUUUGAAACUUGGUAUCGACACUGGUGACCGCUUACUGACCAAUUCAAGGAAACUCAAGUUCCUGGUACAAGGACCCUUGCCUAGUGAUUCAGUCUUCCCACCAUUCCAAGACUUUGAGGUGGUGCAUAAUUACUUACAGACCAACACUCCAACAAUGCAAGCAAGGUUGAGGAAACGAGGUCAGAAGGGUCAUUGGAGCUAUAUUCACACUAUUCGUAAGCCAAAGAUCCGCAAUCAAGUGGUGGAAGUGAGAACUCAACUCACACAUCGAGACUACUUGAACAUGCUUGCUCAGAAGGAUGAUUCUCAUUUCACAAUCUUCAAGAAGAGGCGAUGCUUUCUUGUUAAAAAUCAAUACUUUCAACUGGACAUUUACAGAGAACCUUGUCAUCCUAGGUGUAAAGGGUUGAUUCUGCUGGAAACAUAUACCAGUUCAGAAGACAGCAGUGUUCAGAAAAGUUUGCCGCAGUUCCUUACUAUUGUGGAAGAAGUGACUGGCAAUCCAUUAUACUCCAUGUUCAAUCUUUCAUUGCGUGAAGAAUGGACUACUACCAAGAAAUUCUGUCAUGCAUUACAAGGUCCUGAUGAAGAGGUGCCUGGUGCUGUUAAAGCUAACGGAAUCAAAGGAGGACUCAUGCAGGAAUGGAAGAGGAAUCAGCUGUUAUGUCAGUGAAAGAGAGGUUUCUUGGUACUGAGGUCUGACAGAGGGCCAGAGGUAACCAGUAAAGUUGGAGGAUACCCCAGGUAUGUGAAUAAGGGAUCCGGCAGAGGAUUCGAGUUUGCAAACCUGGAGAUAGAGAAAAUGUUCGCCCUUGACAUAGGGUGGUGUCUUAAGGGGCAUGUGGUAACAGGAUAAAAUGCUACCAAGAUUAUAUUCUUUGCAAUUUUAGUGGAGACAUUGCAUGGGGACGUCAAAUAGAAAUGUUGGCACAGCUGCCGAGUACAGUUUGGGAAAUGGAUUUGUAGGGAUGUGAGAGCAGCUUUUCUAGAACCAGGUAGUAGUGUAUGGCUGUACUGGGAUGGGGAAUGCAGUUGGUUCAGUUGCUCUUUGGAUGGAUGUAGGCGUGAGGCAAAAGAUAAUCUUUCUCCUCGACACAGGGUCAGGUUUUGAUUAUGUAAACACAGCAUCACAAGAGAAGGCACAGUAUACAAUUCCAUUGCAUCAGUGUAAUGGAAAUAAUAUUAGGAGAAAAAAUGCUGAGAUCAAAUAUACCAGGUGGUGAGACAUUUAGACUGCAGGAGAUGCAGGUAAUGUUCCAUGUGAUGGAAAUAUUUGAGGGGGGGGGUAUAAUUGCAGCAGAUACACUUAAUUAUUUUUUUUUUCAUCGGGGAUCUUGUUCAGCUAGCACUGUGCACAUUAACUAUCAACAAAUAAAGAUAAGCUUGCCUGCAGUAAGAGUGGUUCUGUAUGUAAUGGAUAUAGCUCAGAUAAGAACCAUUUGUACUCACAAUUAGCAGAAUUUGGGAGUUAUAGAAAAUGGUUAGGAUGGAUCAUUUGAAUUGAGGCUUGCAGAAGUAUCUUCCGUGUCCCAGGAGGCAAACUGUCUCACCACCACUGCAGAAUGUGCAAUUCCAAUACAAGGUACACAUCAGUGCUCAGGCAUUGUAUUUUUAGUAGAAAUUAUCACUUGCCAGAAGCUUUGGAAGGAGAACUGAAAUAAUUUAUGGGCCAGAAGUUAAAUGACAAAAUUAUUAGACAUUCUAAUAGUCCAUGGCUUUUGCCAACAAAUUCAAUAAAGGACAAAGAAUGCAUGAACAGAGUCCUGCAGCCUCAGAUAAUGUCACCAAGUCAGUUUACACAAAUUCAAUGCAUUGCCAAGACAGUUUCCAGUGACAUCAACAAAUUCCAAUUCUCCUGAUCAAAGCUUAUGCAUAUUAGUUAAUUAGUACUGUAACACUAAUGCUUGAAUCCUAGAUAACAGGAUGGUGUACAUCAUGAAAGUGCGGCUUGCUAAUCAUAAUGUUUAUGAUGUGUACAUGAUAUUGCCAUUUCCAAUGAAGGUUUCAGAUAGGAUAAGCUUACCUUUAUUUGGCCUGACAAGGAAAUAAUUUUUAUGAAUAAUACAAACAACUCCGUGGCAUGUAGUCUGCAAGCGAACUAUAC